Molecule: messenger RNA, 285 nt
Organism: Lactuca virosa
Lineage: Eukaryota; Viridiplantae; Streptophyta; Magnoliopsida; Asterales; Asteraceae
Source: the annotation of a GenBank genome assembly
AUGCAGUUUAGACCUUACCUGAGACGAAGAGGAAGAUUGCUUCAGUUUUCAGGUCGCCGAAAUCGAGAGUUGCCUUCUAGUCGAUGGUCGAUGGUUGCUUCAAUGGUUCGAUCGUUGGCUGCUUCAGUUGCCAUAAAGAACAAUGUCGAAGGGAGUCUCCUCCACUUAAAGAAUUUAGGUUGUGCUGCGAAGGCAAGGCAGGCGGAGGGCGACGGCGAAACCGGGAAGGAGCAGAGGUCGCAGCGGUGCGGCGGAAGGCGAAUACGCAGCAGUACCUUGUCUUGA